AUGACAUUCCAUCAUCCCACAGAGCUCCCAGACACCACCGACCUCGACUGGAAGGAGACAGUCUUCCGCUGUCUGGAGAGUCUCCAAUUCCGAUCAGGAACCCCUCUGCCAGCAGUUCCCAAGUCAAGUCAGCCGGCAGUUCCUGAGUCAAGUCAGCCGGCAGUUAAUAUGGCAAGCGCACCCAGCAUUAAUAUGUCAAGUCCGCCAAGCGUUCAUGUGAUCCCAGUGUCGGUUCCAGCCCCAGUGCCCGCUCGUAAGCACCUUCCAGAGCGCCUCUCAAGUGCCUGCUCCUCCAGAGUGCCCUCAAGUGCCCGCUCCAGCCCCAGAGCUCGCUCCAGUGUCUGCUUCAGCCCCAAAACUCACUCCAGUGCCAGCUCCUCGAAAGUGCUUUGCUGUGCCUGCUCCUCCAGAGCACCCUCCAGUGCCAGCACCACGUAA
Messenger RNA from Cyprinus carpio (common carp), 438 nucleotides. RefSeq names its product arabinogalactan protein 1-like. The coding region runs from base 1 to 438 and encodes 145 amino acids. Lineage: Eukaryota; Metazoa; Chordata; Actinopteri; Cypriniformes; Cyprinidae. The transcript has a single exon. The record is from RefSeq and is a predicted model, not a curated record.